AUGCCAUUCUUCCAACCCAAAGUCACCCCGUUGCCCUCAGGCAUUGACCUUCAAGGCAAAUCGGCUGUAAUAACGGGCGCCAGCGCAGGCCUCGGCCUCGAAACAGCCCGCCAACUCCUCACUCUAAACCUCUCCACUCUCGUCCUCGCCGUCCGCAACGAAUCCAAAGGCAAAGCCUGCAUGGAAGCUCUUCUAGCAGACCUAGACAUUAGCUCUAAAAGCCCAACCAUCAAGAUCCUCAAACUCGACGUCAACGACAACACCAGCAUCAUAUCCUUCAGCAAGACACUGCCACAAAUCCUCCCAGUCGUGGACAUCCUCAUUCUCAACGCAGGAAUCAGCCGUCUCAAACACAACCCCAGUCCAACCGGUCACGAAGAAAGCGUCCAAGUCAACUACCUCGCCAACACACUCCUCCUCGCCACUCUCCUCCCCUACCUAACCACCAGCGCCUCACAGACCGGCUCCCCAACAAGAAUUACCUGGGUCGGCAGCCGCAUGCACGAAAUAAUGACCAGUUUCCCCAAGAAGUCCCCCCUGGUCACUCAUACCUCGAUCCUGGAAUACCUCGACGCCAAAAGCACCAUCUCCCCGUUUUCCCGGUACGCGGAUAGCAAGCUGCUCUGCGCAAUGUUCAUGUACAGUCUUGCGCCGCGGGUGGAUCCGCGCAAGAUCGUGCUGAAUAUGGUUUGUCCAGGGAUGGUGGAUACGGGGAUUAGUGACUUUUUGCCUGUUUAUUGGAGGGUGCUGGUUGAUUUGGUCAAGGCUGUUAGGGCGAGGAGUGUGGAGGUUGGGGGAUGGUUGAUUGUCAAUGCGGCUGUUGUGGCGGGGGAGGAGUCGCAUGGGAGGUUUUUGGGGGAUAAGGAGGUUCUUGAGGUCUCGAAGUAUAUUCGGUCUGAGGCUGGGAGGGAGGUGCAGGAGAACUUGUGGGAUGAAACUAUGGUUGAGUUGAGGAAGAUUACCACUCUACCGGAGGAACUUAGAUGA
This is a messenger RNA of Penicillium daleae, 987 nucleotides long. RefSeq lists its product as uncharacterized. The transcript is spliced from 2 exons. The coding region runs from base 1 to 987 and encodes 328 amino acids. NCBI's taxonomy places the organism in Eukaryota, Fungi, Ascomycota, Eurotiomycetes, Eurotiales, Aspergillaceae. The record is from RefSeq and is a predicted model, not a curated record.